This is a messenger RNA of Piliocolobus tephrosceles (Ugandan red Colobus), 7273 nucleotides long. It is a transcript of the gene SORT1, whose product is annotated as sortilin 1. Gene Ontology annotation, biological process: Golgi to endosome transport; vesicle organization; endocytosis. The transcript has 22 exons. Gene Ontology annotation, cellular component: membrane; Golgi apparatus. The record is from RefSeq and is a predicted model, not a curated record. Bases 521 to 2707 code for a protein of 728 amino acids. Lineage: Eukaryota; Metazoa; Chordata; Mammalia; Primates; Cercopithecidae. Gene Ontology annotation, molecular function: protein binding.
UCUCGCGCUGGCCCCACGGCCUCGGCCUCCUCCUCCUCCUCCUCCUCCUGCAGUUGCUGCCGCCGGUGACCCUUGGCCAGGACCGGCUGGACGCGCCGCCGCCGCCCGCUGCCCCGCUGCUGCGCUGGUCUGGCCCCAUCGGGGUGAGCUGGGGGCUGCGGGCUGCCGCGGCCGGGGGCGCGUUUCCCCGCGGCGGCCGUUGGCGUCGCAGCGCGCCAGGCGAGGACGAGGAGUGCGGCCGGGUCCGGGACUUCGUCGCCAAGCUGGCCAACAACACGCACCAGUUGUCAAAAUCUCUUGAACGUCGUUUUUCGUCUGUAUAAAUAAUCAGGACCCAGUAACGCUGUUAGGCCCCAGGAAGGUGAAGGAGUAAUUAACUCUUGUGCGCUUGCAGAAGUUGGGCUGUGCCGAAGCAAAGCAUGUGUUUGAUGAUCUCCGAGGCUCAGUAUCCUUGUCCUGGGUUGGAGAUAGCACUGGGGUCAUUCUAGUCUUGACUACCUUCCAUGUACCACUGGUAAUUAUGACUUUCGGACAGUCCAAGCUAUAUCGAAGUGAGGAUUAUGGGAAGAACUUUAAGGAUAUUACAAAUCUCAUCAAUAACACCUUUAUUCGGACGGAAUUUGGCAUGGCUAUUGGUCCUGAGAACUCUGGAAAGGUGGUAUUAACAGCAGAGGUGUCUGGAGGAAGUCGUGGAGGAAGAAUCUUCAGAUCAUCAGAUUUUGCGAAGAACUUUGUGCAAACAGAUCUCCCUUUUCAUCCCCUCACUCAGAUGAUGUAUAGCCCUCAGAAUUCUGACUAUCUUUUAGCUCUCAGCACUGAAAAUGGCCUGUGGGUGUCCAAGAAUUUUGGGGGAAAAUGGGAAGAAAUCCACAAAGCAGUAUGUUUGGCCAAAUGGGGAUCAGACAACACCAUCUUCUUUACCACCUAUGCAAAUGGCUCCUGCAAAGCUGACCUUGGGGCUCUGGAAUUAUGGAGAACUUCAGACUUGGGAAAAAGCUUCAAAACUAUUGGCGUGAAAAUCUACUCAUUUGGUCUUGGGGGACGUUUCCUUUUUGCCUCUGUGAUGGCUGAUAAGGAUACAACAAGAAGGAUCCACGUUUCAACAGAUCAAGGGGACACGUGGAGCAUGGCCCAGCUCCCCUCUGUGGGACAGGAACAGUUCUAUUCUAUUCUGGCAGCAAAUGAUGACAUGGUAUUCAUGCAUGUAGAUGAACCUGGAGACACUGGGUUUGGCACAAUCUUUACCUCAGAUGAUCGAGGCAUUGUCUAUUCCAAGUCUUUAGACCGACAUCUCUAUACUACCACAGGCGGAGAGACGGACUUUACCAAUGUGACCUCCCUCCGCGGCGUCUACAUAACAAGCGUGCUCUCUGAAGAUAAUUCUAUCCAGACCAUGAUCACUUUUGACCAAGGAGGAAGGUGGAAGCACCUGAGGAAGCCUGAAAACAGUGAAUGUGAUGCUACAGCAAAAAACAAGAAUGAGUGCAGCCUUCAUAUUCAUGCUUCCUACAGCAUCUCCCAGAAACUGAAUGUUCCAAUGGCCCCACUCUCAGAGCCGAAUGCCGUAGGCAUUGUCAUUGCUCAUGGUAGCGUGGGGGACGCCAUCUCAGUGAUGGUUCCAGAUGUGUACAUCUCAGAUGAUGGGGGUUACUCCUGGACAAAGAUGCUGGAAGGACCCCACUAUUACACCAUCCUGGAUUCUGGAGGCAUCAUUGUGGCCAUUGAGCACAGCACCCGUCCUAUCAAUGUGAUUAAGUUCUCCACAGACGAAGGUCAGUGCUGGCAAACCUACACGUUCACCAGGGACCCCAUCUAUUUCACUGGCCUAGCUUCAGAACCUGGAGCGAGGUCCAUGAAUAUCAGCAUUUGGGGCUUCACAGAAUCUUUCCUGACCAGCCAGUGGGUCUCCUACACCAUUGAUUUUAAAGAUAUCCUUGAAAGGAACUGUGAAGAGAAGGACUAUACCAUAUGGCUGGCACACUCCACAGACCCUGAAGAUUAUGAAGAUGGCUGCAUUUUGGGCUAUAAAGAACAGUUUCUGCGGCUACGCAAGUCAUCCGUGUGUCAGAAUGGUCGAGACUAUGUUGUGACCAAGCAGCCCUCCAUUUGCCUCUGUUCCCUGGAGGACUUUCUCUGUGAUUUUGGCUACUACCGUCCAGAAAAUGACUCCAAGUGUGUGGAGCAGCCAGAACUGAAGGGCCAUGACCUGGAGUUUUGUCUGUAUGGAAGAGAAGAACACCUAACAACAAAUGGGUACCGGAAAAUUCCAGGGGACAAAUGCCAGGGUGGGGUAAAUCCAGUUCGAGAAGUAAAAGACUUGAAAAAGAAAUGCACAAGCAACUUUUUGAGUCCGGAAAAACAGGACUCCCGCCCACAGGGACACAGCUUGUCCCAGAAUCCAGCUCCGCCUCCUCUGGGAUACAUUGAAAACACACACUCCCUAUUUCCCACCCAGAAGCAGAAUUCCAAGUCAAAUUCUGUUCCAAUUAUCCUGGCCAUCGUGGGAUUGAUGCUGGUCACAGUCAUAGCAGGAGUGCUCAUUGUGAAGAAAUAUGUCUGUGGGGGAAGGUUCCUGGUGCAUCGAUACUCUGUGCUGCAGCAGCAUGCAGAGGCCAAUGGCAUGGAUGGUGUGGAUGCUUUGGACACAGCCUCCCACACUAAUAAAAGUGGUUAUCAUGACGACUCGGAUGAGGACCUCUUGGAAUAGCUCUUCAGAGGAGCUGGACCCAGCGUGAAUGGUGGAACCACAGUACCUCUUACACUCCCUGUGGCUCCAACUUCGGGAAAUAAAUUUCCCAUUGCGAGGGACCCAGCUCUGUUUCUGCUGCUUCCAUCAAAGCCAAAAGGACCUACAUUAAAGAAAUGCAGGGUGGGGGUGGGGAACCCUGAGCACUUUUUUACAAUUGGCUCUGAGAAGAAGGGGGACAUUUUAAAUUCUUUAACUUCUUAUUUCUCGUCCUGUCUCUUUGCAAAGUAUGGGCUUUUGUUUUUGUUUUUUAAGGGAAAUGAAAUGGAAUUCGAAGGGACCUUUUCACUAACCUCACUUCUGUGUGUUCUGCAUGGCGCCUGCCCCAGGGCAUCUGCCAACUCCAGCAUCAGCUCUCCCAGUGUACUUGGUACCAUCCCUGGGCUCUGCUGGCGAGACGAAGCAGCUGUAGAGAUGAAAACAGGCUGCAGAGGCUGGCACAGCCUGGCCGGCUUUUCUCCAUCUGGGGACAGUCCUUCUCCAAGAACACUGCACACCAGCUCCUCACACAGAUCCCACUUCCUUUUUUUGUGUUUUUCAGAGACCACAGACCACAGUGAUUUUUCUUUUCCCAUGUUUAAUUAGGCAAUACCCUUGUUAAUUGCCCUUUGGCAACUAAGUUAAACAUGUGCUUCCCACACAGUAAAUCAGGAAGACUUACAGGGCAAUAUUUUUAACUUGGGGCAGGAAGAAGGGAGCAGCAGAGAAUUGACUAGAUUUAGCACCUAUUAAAACUCUUGCUUCUUCUGAGAUCUUUCAAGCUGUGCUUUGUGUGUGUGCCAGUGGACUUACUCAAGGACAGGGUACAGACUUAGCUGGAAGUCUGCCCAGGCUGAAUGAUCUCUUCCCUAGAGUUGAUUGUCGGGUACACAGUGUGGCCCCCCCGAAGACGGAACCUCACAGUCUUCCCUGUUCGCUUUUUAACUGUCAUGUGGCUCAUUGCUGAAUCAUGUCAAUGGCUGCCUGUCUGCUGCUUCUUAGGUUGCUGUUGUACAUGGAACCAGGACUAGAGAUUUUUUCAGAUGUAUAGACUUAAAAAAUUAGAAUUUCAUUACCAGGCUCUCCUUCUCACCACUUUUUUUGGCUUCACCAAGUAAUUUGUUGAUAUGAAAAUUUUGGAGGAACCAGUUGGAAACACAUUUCCAGUCUAGAUGAUGCUUUGUGUAGAUGCAUUGAUUUCUUAUUUUGAAUUGAAAAAAGUUUUCCAUUUGAUACUUCUCUAAAUUAAAUAAAUUAUAGAAUGUAGUUGGGUGAAUUUUGGGGUGCCCAUAUAGUAAUGGAAAGCUGUAAUAAUUAGUUUUAAUACAGCUUGAAUAUUUGCUAUAUAGGAAUGUAGUAUGGAAAGUUUUGGUCUUACUGUAGCUACUGUGCGGGUCACAGUUUAUCCCAGUGAUUAUGACUGGGACAUUCUUUGGUAGAUACCAUUUGCUACUAGUUUAUUUUGUGGCUAGAAAGUCAGGUUUUUUUUGUUUUUUUUUUUUUAAGUGCCAAAUUAACUUUCGUCAGAAUGUGAGCAGAUGGCUAAGUUCUCUCCUCCCCAGAAUGGAUUAACAGCUGCGUGGAAAGUGGGGGAGAGAGUGGAUGGAGACUUUUAGAGACAUUGAAACUGCAGUAGAAUUAAAUGAGUCAGGGAGCUUUAUUUUCUAACGGAAGCUCACUGACUCAUUUAAUAAAUGGGCAGUUGUUGCGAAGAUAAUUAAUAUGGUUAGGGCUGGAGUGCACUGGUCUUUUUGCUAAUUCAUUUUGCAUGGUUUUAAAAUUAAAAAUAAUUCCAAAGAUACGCCAGCUCACAAAUGAAAGCGUCAGCCUCUGUCCUACCCUCCCUCCUGCCCAAACCACUUUGGUGCCCAUAAAAGAACUGUUUACACCACUUACCUUUCUCCCAGCAUGUACUCACUGUGGGUAGAUGCACCAAUACAUGGUAAUCCUCUUACUCAUUUUAAGACGUAAGAAACUUAAUAUUCUUCUCUAACCCAUAUACGAUUACCAGUGGAGCUAGCCAUUGGUAAUGGCUAUUAUAAGCUCUUCACUUAUAAUGAUAUCUGGGAUUUCUGUGGAACUUGGCAAAUGUUCAGAGCACCUUCACUCACAUAAUGUCAUUUGAACCUCACAUUGUUCUUGGGAUGGAGUCAGUUGUUCAGGGUUCCCAUGUGUGUGAUAAGCAGUACUGGCUGGCUGUCUUCAGAACUCCUGGAAAUCUUUAUGCAUUUGAGUGCUGACCACUUUGAGCAGGGCAGCCUUCAUGUAGAUGACUUGCUGUUCUUUAUGACAGGGAUCAGUGGCAUUUGUUUCCGAGCAGUAUUUAGCACCUUUUUGCCACCUUGGUGAACAGAAAAUUGUAUUUUCCUGUCUUUCAUGACUGAAAACAAAAGUAAUGGGAAUUAUGUAUUUGCAGAAACUGCCCUUCCCCUCAUUGAGGGUCACUGCUCAAGAGUGCAGAAGUGGACUCUCCACUGAUGGGUCUCCCUCCCCAUCCUGAUUUCCACCCCAGGCUGGCUAGCUCCAUUGGUUUGAAGACUGACAGCCAGCCUGACUCAUUCUCAUUAUUGGCUAGUUAGCUUUCUUUAUCAGCCUGCUCACUCACAAAUGUAUGUCCUCAGCCAGAGAGUAAGACAGCCCAAAUCCGUUACAGCUUUAAAAAAAAAUAGAUUUCUAAUUUGCCCUACUCAUGUUAGGAACAUUAUCUUUGAAGGUAAAACAUAGUAUAUCAUUGUGUAAACUCCCAGGCUUGAUGUAGCAGAAGAGAUCAUUUCUGGAGGCUUCAGCAAUGGAAUUUAGCAUUAUAAGAGAGAUUGAACAUACCAGUCCAAAGUGGUCCGAGUUGUUAAAUCCAGGUAGGGAACUCACUCUUCUUUCUGCUCUGGGCCUAAGGGGGCAUUGGGCUUUAGUGAGACCACAGACCAGGCUGGUCUCUCCUGGAGGCUGUUAAUUCAAUGGCAACUCUAUUUCAAAGAAUAAAAGCCUUUGGAGAGUUGCGGCAGUUCUGGGGGUGGGCUCAGGAGAGUCCGUAGAUCAGCUGUAACUGGAACUUGGAAUCGGUGUCUGCCUCUGAAUGGACUUCCCACCUCCUCUCUCUUGCUCUGAGGCUUGCCUCUGGGCCUCUCCAUGCCCAAGCUGCCUUUCAUCCCUGACAGGCUGGUAAUGUGCUGACCACCUCCAGCUCCUGCCUCGAGUCUGUAAACCAGAGCUGGUUCUCUCAUGACCUUCGUCACGAUACCAGGAUACGAAGAGGAGCCCGGGGCCAUCCACACCCACCCUAGGGUAACAGGGCUGGCCUGGCAUUAGUCAUUAUUUAGUUUCCAGGCCAACCAUCCAGGUAGAGAUUCCCUCUUUCCUUUGAGCAGCGCUCUCAAGAGCCUGUCCACAAUGACCUAGAGUGCAUCCUGCUCACUGUGAGUGUAGGGCGACACUAUACAUAUAUAAACUGUAUAGUGUACAUGGUAAUGAGUUAUUGCUAUGCCCCUUGCCCCUAUAUUCAUCCAGGAUACUUGGAACUGCUGAAAUAGGAAGGGAUUCGGCUUUCAACUUUGCUGCCAUCUUCCCUAAGGCAGGAAAAUGAACAUGGACUUAAAUGUCCUUUGAAAAAAAACCAAAGUUUUAAGAUUUGCUGUGUGAUGAAGUGACAGGGAGGGCCAGAGUUAGCAGGUGCCAGACUUUCUGUUCCAUCUGCCACGGGUUCGUCCAGCUCAGGUAGCUCUAGGAGCACCAUCCUGCCCUAACAGAGCCCAGGCCUUCCCCUCAUGAAGCAUCACUGAAAUAGCAGGAACAUGUUGAUGUCUUAGUUAGGUUGCAUUACAAUAACAAGAGUCAGAAAAUUAAUUCGAAACAACUUGGCAGUAUGCAUUUCUUCACACCAGUACAUUCUUAAAUGUACUUGUUUAUAAGGAAUAACAAACUAAUCUGUACCUUUAUAUAUAUGUGUGUGUACAUAUAUACAUAUAUAAACUGUAUAGUGUACAUGGUAAUGAGUUAUUGCUAUGCCCCAGAUCCUUAAUGUAGUUCUCAUCCUCCGCAUGCCCUCAGCCACAAGUGGGUGACUGACAGCUCCCUGAUGAUUUGGCCCACCUCCUGUGUUCGGACCUCUAGGGAGGAGGGUUUUGGUUAUAUUCUCCUUUUCCUCCUGCACAGAAAUGCUCAGGGUCCCCAUGUGCCUGUUGUUCAACCCUCUCUCUUGUUCCCUUUCUGAGCAUGUGGUCCUUCCCCCAAGCUGUGGGACAUCUGCCUUCCUACGAAAGUGUAAAGCAGUAUUAAGAUCAUUACUGCAUGUGCCCUAAAAACCCAAGUUUUCUAUUCCCUUGGGACAGAAAAUUGCAUGUGAGGUGGGAUAAUCGAGUUUCAGUGACCCACAUCAGUUACACAUUAAAGCCAGGCCCCAUAAUAAAAUUCCACAAAAUGGAAAUAAAACUCAAAUUUCUUUAGCAUUGUGUAAAUAAAUCUGAAUGUGUUUAACUUUGUACUGGUAAUUUUCUGUAUAUUUGGAAUAUUUGGGUUAAAAAUAAAACAGACUGGACUUUGUUACCUAACCUA